This is a messenger RNA of Labeo rohita (rohu), 1572 nucleotides long. Its product is annotated as chitin synthase chs-1-like. The transcript is spliced from 7 exons. NCBI's taxonomy places the organism in Eukaryota, Metazoa, Chordata, Actinopteri, Cypriniformes, Cyprinidae. Gene Ontology annotation, molecular function: chitin synthase activity. Gene Ontology annotation, cellular component: cell periphery; cell septum. The record is from RefSeq and is a predicted model, not a curated record.
AUGUGGCACGAGACCUACGAUGAAAUGAUGAAGAUAAUCAUCUCUAUGUUCAGCACUUUCAGUGAAGAGGAUCCAUGUAUGUUCAAGCAGAAGGCAGCACUACCACACCAGGCGAUCAUAAACACCCCUUAUGGGGGUCGGCUUGAAUACAUCCUCCCUAAAGGCAAUCGGAUGAUGGUUCACCUCAAAGACAAGACACUUAUUCGUCACAAAAAAAGAUGGUCUCAGAUAAUGUACUUGUAUUACAUUCUUGGCUGGAGACUUAACAGGCAGUACUUCAAAGAAUUUGAGGCAGGGAAAGAACUGGAUUCCCUUAAGGAGAAAUUAAAGGUUAGUGGACUUUUUCUAGAAAGUAAUACAAUAUCAGCCAGGCUCUUAAUGAUUUACUAUGUUUUCAAUGCUGCUUAGAAAGACCGGGAGAACACAUAUAUUUUGGCCCUGGAUGGAGAUACUGAUUUCCAGCCAUCAGCAGUCAUGUUGUUAAUCGACAGACUUAAACUCUACCCAGAAGUUGGGGCUGCCUGUGGCAGGAUUCAUCCAACAGGCACAGGGCCCAUGGUGUGGUAUCAGAAGUUUGAAUAUGCAGUGGGCCACUGGCUGCAAAAGACUGCAGAGCACGUGUUUGGCUGUGUACUGUGCAGCCCUGGAUGUUUCAGUCUUUUCAGAGGAGCUGCACUCAUGGAUGACAACGUCAUGAAGAGAUACACAACCAAAGCCAGUGAAGCCAGCCACUACGUCCAGUAUGAUCAAGGUGAGGACCGCUGGUUGUGCACUCUGCUGCUGCAGCAGGGGUGGAGGGUGGAGUACAAUGCAGCAUCUGAUGCCUACACCAACGCUCCACAGGACUUUAAAGAGUUUUACAAUCAGCGUAGACGCUGGGGACCCUCUACCAUGGCCAACACCAUCGACCUCUUGGGCUCCGGAGGACUGACCUCUCAGAGGAACAGCUCAAUCUCAAAACCUUACAUCUUGUACCAGAUUAUCAGCAUGGCAGCUUCCAUCCUGGGCCCUGCCACUGUCUGUCUCAUGAUAUCAGGAAGCUUUGUGUUCAUCUUUAAUAUGAAUACAAACAUAGCCCUUGCUUUGGCCAUAGUGCCCCCUACUGUGUACCUCAUCCUGUGCUUCAAACUGAAAUCUGACAUGCAGAUUAAAAUUGCAGCAAUCAUGAGUGUGCUCUAUGCAUUUCUCAUGGCGGGAACAAUUCUCUCAAUCAUAGGUGAUCUAGUGAGGGAACAAACAUUUCUGACCCCCGGUGGUUUGUUCUUCAUCGGUAUGGUGGUUUUGUACCUCAUCACGGCAGCUUUGCACCCUCAGGAGUUCUCACUGGUCAUCUAUGGAUUUUUAUACAUUCUCUGCAUUCCCAGUGGGUAUCUACUCUUAGCUAUUUACUCCAUAGUCAACAUGAACAAUGUCACGUGGGGCACUCGUGAAACCGGCAGCCAGGCUAAAACUACAGCAGUUGAUGCCAUCAAAAAGAAGGUCAAGAAUGCCACAUGUUUCAAAUGUCUAUGCUUGGAAUCUGAUGAUCUGAGUGAGAAGAUAUUACCAGCAGAAAACAUAACAGAAAGGUAA